GACCAUACUUCUUCCACUGCAUCUUUUGAGCUGGCUUCCAUGUGGCUGCGAGACUGUGUUCAAUCCCACCUGCGAUGCAAUUCCCACACAGACGGCACAUCAUGGUACCCAACGCGUCUUUUGCAUCUAGCUGAAACUGACGGAAAGGAGGGCUACGUACGACUCAUACGCACAGCGGGGACGUCACCCAAUGAACAUUAUGCUACUUUGAGUCACCGUUGGGGCAAUACAAGACCUCUUCGACUUACUAGGUUGGCGGCGUCCGAUCCAAACCACCGCUUUUUUGUUGCUGGGAUGCCCAGAACGUUCCAGGAGGCCAUCCAAGUAUCCAAAAGACUCGGGAUUCAAUAUCUGUGGAUAGAUUCCCUAUGCAUUAUUCAGGAGGGAGACAAUCUUCGCGAUUGGUAUCAUGAGGCGGGGCUAAUGGGUAAGGUGUACAUGCAUUCCUACCUCAACAUUGCUGCAGCAGAUGCAGAUGACGGCACAAAAGGACUUUUCCGACAUCACCCCUCGUUACUUCUAGGCCGUCAGCGUGUUGCAGUUAAUACAAAGGAACUUGGAUCAGGACCAGGUUACACUGACUAUUUAAUGACGGAUCUUAUGCUGUGGUCACGCAACCUGGGCAGGGCUCCUCUUCACAACCGUGGCUGGGUUUUUCAAGAACGCUUCCUGGCCCCGCGUAACCUCCAUUUCUUCCGUGAUCAAAUUUUCUUGGAAUGCAACGAGCGCACCGUCUGCGAGACGUUUCCCAAAGGUCUCCCCAGCAACAUCAUGAAUCUUACGACUGUAUCCGUAAAGUACAGACUUGGGAAACAACAAGAUCCUUCUGUAUCAUCUGAUAGACAUGGUGAUGAAUGGAAAAAACUUUGGUACGGUGACGUUGUUUCCCAGUAUUCUGCCAUGGACUUGUCUGUUUCAACCGAUAAGUUGAUAGCCCUUUCUGGUAUAGCCAAAUUCUUCAUGGCUCGUCUUGAAGAUAAAUAUGUAGCGGGUAUGUGGCGUAGUCAGUUGGAAGACUCACUAUUGUGGUUUGUUAAUCCUUCGGGCCUAUUGCCUCGUCCGUUAGUCUAUCGAUCACCAACUUGGUCGUGGGCGUCAGUGGAUGGGCAUGUACGUCCAAAUCUGCAUUGGGAGGAUCGAGAACUACUCAUACACGUGGAGGAUGUUGUAUUAUCCCAUGCGACCGAGGAUACUACAGGUGCAGUCACUGGAGGUUGGCUAGACCUGUGCGGGUUUCUCAAACCAGUGAGGUUGUCUAAAACCGAA
Bipolaris maydis ATCC 48331 is the source of this 1266-nucleotide messenger RNA. RefSeq names its product heterokaryon incompatibility protein-domain-containing protein. The record is from RefSeq and is a predicted model, not a curated record. NCBI's taxonomy places the organism in Eukaryota, Fungi, Ascomycota, Dothideomycetes, Pleosporales, Pleosporaceae.